CGUCACCGCACGAAAUACGUCAUACAGGAAGAGCGUUUAUUGUUUUGGCGUUUCCUGAUCCACAUCUUUGGAGUAUCGCCGAUUAAAACAACAAACAUCUGACAGUCGAUACAUCUCUGGUAUCUGGUUCAGGUCGCCAUGACUCACUGGUUCCACCGAAACCCUCUGAAAUCCACAGCGCCCGUGUCCUUCAACCUGUACGGGGUGGCGUCCAGCCCCGCAGCCAAUAAGAUCUGCAAUGACCUGAGAACGACGCGGGCCAGACUGCUGGACAUGUUCACAGAUGCCACGUGUACACCAGAGAUAAUGAAGAAAUCCAGUGAUGAAUAUUUCGCUCUUUUACAGGGAUUCAUUUUGCCGCUGGAUGGUACCACACAAGAGAACAAGCUCCGGUUCAUCCAGAACUUCAGAUGGACCGACACUUUACAGGGAAACAUCCCAAGCGCGCAGCAGGAUGCGGUUUUUGAGCUGGUGUCUAUGGCGUUUAAUGUCGCCAUCUGGUACACCAAGUUUGCCUCACGAUUGGCUGGAAAGGAGAACAUCACAGAGGAUGAGGCCAAAGACGUUCACAAGAGUUUGAAAACCGCCGCUGGAAUAUUUAAAACCCUCAAGGAGACUCAUAUUCCUCGGCUCAUCACUCCAGCAGAGAAGGGCCGAGACCUGGAGCCCCGAGUCAUCGACACCUACAUUGUGCAGAGUCAGGCCGAGGCUCAGGAGGUGACCAUUGCCAGAGCCAUCGAGCUGAAGCACAACGCCUCCCUCAUCGCAGCGCUGGCAUUCGAGACCGCAAACUUCUACCAAAAGGCCGAUCACACUCUGAACACUUUGGAUCCAGAAUGCAGCAGUAAAUGGAAGAAAUACCUGCAGCUGAAGCAGCACUUCUACAUGGCUUAUGCGCACUGCUAUCAUGGACAGACUCUUCUUGCGGGUGAUAAAUGUGGAGAGGCCAUCAGAUCCCUGCAGGAGGCUGAGAAAUGUUACUCGCGCGCUGAAGCCUUGUGUAAAGAGUACCGUCAGAUGAAGGGUCCCGGCAGCACCGCCAAACCCUCGGAGCAGCUCUUCUUUAAGAAACUGGGCUCGUUCAUCAAAAACACCCUGGAGAAAUGCCAGAGAGAGAACGGCUUCAUUUACUUUCAUAAGGUUCCUGCUGAAGCUCCUGCUCUGGAGUUGAAGGCCAGUUAUGGAUUGGCAGAACCGACUCCAUUCGAGCUCCCGGCUCUCAGCGCUCAGUGCACACCUGAAGUCUACGCCACCUUUGACCUUACCAGAGGACCGAAAGAUGACAAGGCAAAAGCGAAGCAUGAUGAGGAGAUCAAGCCAGUGAAGGAGCCGGAUCUGAAGCCGCAGAAAGACACGGGCUGCGUCGUCUCUUAAUCGCAGCGACGGACAGGUUCAGCAUGAUGUCCAGGAUAUCUAGAGGAGUCUGUAAUCUUCAACACAACUGCUCUUCUUCGUGUCUCUGCUCAAAUAUAUAACAAUAUAACAUAGUGAUAUAACAGUGGCGUCUGUCUCGUGCUCGGAUUCUGUUUAAGGUAUUUUAUCUACAAACGACAGAUGUUAUAAUGAAGGAUUGAGUGAGUUUGGUCAUUAAUCUGAUGAAGAGUUAAUCAUCAUAACCCAGAUAAUUAAUCUGAAUUACAUGACCAUUUAAUACGCACUUGAUUAUCUUUCUGUAGUAUUAUACAGAUUUUAUUGAGAUUUUGAAGGUUUAUCGGGUCCACUGAUUAGAGAAUAACUUCUAUAGGUCACUAAAUUCAUGUUUUCUCUUAAUGUUUAUAAUUUGGCUCUUCAUGUUGAUGCUGGUAAAUAAGACAUUGUUCAACACAAAUGCUAAAGUUUAACAGUCUUUAAACCAGGUACAUUUCAGACAGAAUUGUCAUAUUCCACCCCGUCUAAAGAAAUAAUUUGUGCAUAAAGACAGUUCAACCAUUUUAAGACCACAAAUUUUCUGCAUUAAGACAUUGUUCUCAAAAGAAGUGAAAUCAUAUAUAUAUGGGGAUAUAUAAUAUAUAUAUAUCCCCAUCCCCUACAGUGGAAAAAAAAUAUAAUGAAAUAAACAAAUAUAUUUUGAUAUUAAAUUAUAAUAUAAAUAUAUUUAAUAUUAUAAUGUAAUAUUAAAUAUAUUUAUUUCAUCAAAUAUAUGUGUGUGUGUGUGUGUGUGUAUAUAUAUAUAUAUAAUUAUUAUUAUUAUUAUUAUUAUUAAUAAUAUUUUUUUUUUCCCACUGAAAUAUAUUUCAACCAAAAUAUAUUUAUUUCAUUUUAUAUAUAUAUAUAUAUAUAUAUAUAUAAAAUGUAUUUAAUUAUAUAUUUUUUUCACUGUAUAUAUAUAAUAUAUAUAAUAUAAUAUUCUUGAAAAUAAUGUCUUAAUGCAAUAAAUAGGGGUCCGAAAAACAGGCUUCAUCCAACAUAUAAUUUCUUGACUAUUAUUGUGAACUUCACUAAACAGAUUAUUACCUGUAACUCACUUUAUACACAUGAAAUAUCUGCUGUAUGAUUAAUAUUUGUUAGUGGGAGGAGAGGACAAGCACACUUUUAUUUGGGUCGUGGUAUAAAAGAAAUGGAACGGUAUUUUAGUUCAUGAAAACAUCCCAGAUCAGGGACUCGUCAACUAGGUAGCAGAACUAAACAGGGUGCUGUGACGUGCCAUCUGAUUAUAAUCUCACCAUCUAUAAUAUCAGCUUUCAGUGGACGUAGUUUCAUAUGUAUAUAUAUUUACAGUCAUAUUUUCAUUUGCUGAUUUGAAACAAGUCCAAGUAAUCCAAAUAUGGAUCGUAGUGAGGGUCGUGCUGGACAAAACUCAUGUCUUGAUACCAUCUGCUGAUUUUCCCAGUGGUUUUGUGCUGGUUUGAUUUGAUAGGCUGGUUGUUUAUUUUCUGUACGUUCAACACUGAUGUUUGUCCGAAUAAGUUCAACCAUCUUUACGUUAGUAAAUGUGACACUGACAGGUGCUUAGAAAAACGUAUGCACUUUCACACCGAACACACGCAGGUACAGAAAUGAUCACUAAGAUUGUUGCAAAAACUGUAUCGCGCUUGUUAUUUCGCUCCCUAACUUUAAUUCAGACAUGACAGAACAUUGAAAAUCAAGAGUUCAUGUAAUUAUUAAGGGUAAAUGAUUGUCAAAUAUUUUGCUGUAUAUUUAUUUAACACAGUUCUGCAGAGAACAAGACUUGUCAAAUGACACUCCAGGGUUGCGUUUAGUUUUUGUAAUUAUUUCUUUUUCCAUCUAUGCAGUUGUAUGGAUAUGUAUUCAUCAUCGAAUAUACUCACAGAUUAUGAUGUCAACCUGUAACUCACUGUCAUGCAUUUAAUGGUUUUUCCCAUUAAAAUGUGUGUUAACUACA
This is a messenger RNA of Ctenopharyngodon idella (grass carp), 3343 nucleotides long. It is a transcript of the gene brox, whose product is annotated as BRO1 domain and CAAX motif containing. NCBI's taxonomy places the organism in Eukaryota, Metazoa, Chordata, Actinopteri, Cypriniformes, Xenocyprididae. The record is from RefSeq and is a predicted model, not a curated record. The transcript has 13 exons. Bases 139 to 1374 code for a protein of 411 amino acids.